Messenger RNA from Symbiodinium natans, 2577 nucleotides. NCBI's taxonomy places the organism in Eukaryota, Dinophyceae, Suessiales, Symbiodiniaceae. The record is from the annotation of a GenBank genome assembly.
AUGGGAGCUUCGGGAACCUCGGGAACCGUGCUGCGGUGUCUUUUGGUUUCACUGGCCUGCCUAAGGUGGGCAGCCGGUGCUCACUGCGAGGGCGAGGGUUGCAAGGCUGCCGAAGAGGCCGAGUCCACUGAGCUGCUGCAGCACGCGGCGAAGGACUCCGCGGCGAAGGACGGGUGGGGGCGCUACAACUCGUAUGGCCAUGGUGGUGGAGGAUAUAAGAAGCCCAACAUCUUAGUCAUCAUCAUCGACGACAUGGGCUGGAACCAGGUCGGGUUCCGCGCCCGCCCGGCCAACUUGGAUGUGGUCACGCCCAACAUCGACUGGAUGGCAUCUGAAGGGAUCAUCAUGGACCGGUUCUACGCGACUCCCUGGUGUGCUCCAAGCCGCGGCGCUCUGCAAACAGGUCGGCUGGACGUCUUGAACCCCUACAUUGCCAACAACGUCUGGAACUGGGAUCCGAGUGCCAGCUACGUUGACAAGGCGGGCCAGACGAAGACGACACCGAUCAUCGGAGGGGUGCAGCCCAACACGCUGACCAUCGGCAAGCGCCUGAAGGAGAUGGGCUACCGAACCCACCUGAAUGGCAAAUGGGGCAUCGGUGGUGGCGCCUUCCUGAACACGCCCAUGGGGAUGGGCUACGAGACGUUCAUGGGCUGGUUCGGAGACAGCAUGGAGAGCUGCGAUGGCACCGAGCCUGGCUUUGCUGUUGGAGGAGCUGGGCCCUUGAUGAAUGCCCUGCCUGGCUUUUGGCGGCAGGACAGCACCGAGAACUUCAACUCUUCCUGGUGCGAGCUCCUACGCGCAGACUACCUCCUUGGCAAGCUCAGCGAGGAAGAGUUUUUUGUGGGCUGCAAGAGCUUCAAGCAGGAGCUCGAUGACGUGGCUGACGAGAAGAUUCGGCGGCGAUCACGGCAGAUCAUUCUGGAGCAUAACUAUGAGGAGGCGCCGCUCUUCUUGGUCCACGCUUUGCAGCUCAUGCACCUGCCCAUCCAAUAUCCCCGGCGCUUCGCACGGACGACUGUGCAGAACCUCACGCACCCGACCAACGAGGACCUGCGCUCUGCGACCUACGGCGCUCUGGAAUACGUGGACUGGGUGAUCGGGGACCUCACCUGGGCGUUGACGGAGCUCAAGCAGUACCAGAACACCAUCGUCUUCCUCACCUCCGACAACGGCGGCGCCAUCUACGCAGGCACCGCCAACAACAACUACCCCUUGCGGGGCGGGAAGUUCAACAACUUCGAGGGCGGCCAGCGCGUGAACGCCCUCUUCUCAGGGGGCUGGGUCACGGAGACCCUGCAGAAGUACCACGUGCAGCCCUUCACAAGCAACACCGUCAUGUCCAUCAACGACCUGUCCGAGACCUUACUGGAGAUGAUCACGGGAAGGCCAUAUCCGGACGGCGGAAUGCGGAAUGAGCCUGGACCGCUUACGGGCGUACCCAUGUGGAGGGCCAUCUUCGAGAAGACUCAGGUCCCGCGCAAGAUCACCUACUCGGAAGUCAUGGAGUUGCGCGUUGGCGCAAACAUCGUGGACCUCAAGAAGAUCUGGUUCACCGAGAACAGUACCCUCAUCUCCGAUGGCAACUGGACGCCCAACUUCCCGAACAACUCCCAGUUUAUCCCCGACUUCGCCUACAAGUACGUGCGCCCCUGCAGUCAGCCUUACUGCUACUUUGAUUUGCACCUGGACCCCUUCGAGCAAAAGAACCUCCCUUUGGACCCCUUGCAGGAGGAGGCUCUUCGACAGGAAGUGCGUGAGGACUGGGACCUCUUCGUCAUUGACACCUCACGUGUGCGGCAGAUCGACAGGAACAUUCCAACCCCCAAAAAGGUCUCACUGUGGACACACAUGGGUGCUUCGGGCCCUUUCCUCAAUGCUGCUGCGGUGCCUGUGAUCCCACCCUUUGCCGAGUGCUGGUGCCGCUGGAUCGAUGAUGGCUUGGAGCCGGAGAGCGUGACGCACGUCAUCUUCAACCUCUACCUUGGUCCCAGGUGCGUCGACGAUGCGGCUGCCCAGCUCGCGCCGGGUGCACUCCGAUGUCGACCGCCCCUGCGCCUCACGCAGGCCCCCAUCCCGUGGAACUUGUCGGAGGCGCUGUGGGCCGAGAUCGGCUUCGAGACCGAGGACUUCGACCGGAUCCGGAAAGCUGAGUGGCUCGUGGGGCCAUUCUCGCUUCCCGUGCCCCUGCUGCUCUUGGAAUGGAACUUGCCGGUGAUCGCAGGCUUGCGGGCGAUGAACGACCGCAUCGGUUUCGCCAACUGGGCCAACAUCGGAAAGUACCCCUUCAAUCUGGCCUAUACUGAUCACUGUCCUGAGUUUGACAUCUUCACCGCGCCGACGCCCGUCACCCAGGUGACGGACUGGCUCCUGUCUGCCGGGAUCUUCAACAAUCCCACGGGGGGAGCUGGCAACGGCACGGAGAGGAACGUGACGGCAUGCUUUCCCAUCAACGCCACCUCGUCUGUUUGUCCAACCUUGGAUAACAAUCCGCCAACCGUGGAUGGCUACAACGUCCCGGUCUACGGCACCCUCGAAUGCUUGCAGUACUGCGUGCUGUGGAACCCUGACCAGUGA